This is a messenger RNA of Anopheles aquasalis, 2289 nucleotides long. RefSeq lists its product as uncharacterized. NCBI's taxonomy places the organism in Eukaryota, Metazoa, Arthropoda, Insecta, Diptera, Culicidae. The record is from RefSeq and is a predicted model, not a curated record.
UCAAACUUUUUUGAUUGAGGGAUCAGGGAAAAAGGCCGGAAUUCCAUCGCACACAUUCGGAAAUUGGAAAAAAUGUUGAACAAGCUACCAUCUUUUUACGUGAAAUUGAGUUCCGAUGAUGUUCCUAUACGCACCAUCGCACGGCGAUAUCGCGAUUGCAUGAAAGUGUACAUCCCGCCGAAUGAUAAAACCACAGCGCGCAUCAUGUUCGCCAGCGUAGAGUCCGCCACGUAUGCCGCAAAUGAGAUUGCUAAACAACCGGGGGUCUUCUCGGUCACUCCGUGCAAAGAUGGUCCAACAGAACCCGAUCGCACCUCUUGGCGAAAUGGGUCGGACAAAGCCACAGAGGAAUCGUCGAAAGCAUUUAAAAAGUCUUGGAAAACGUACAAAAAACCUACUGAAUCCAAGCAAGUUGGUGAAGCUGGAAUCUCGGCACCAUCAGGAUCACCGCCUCAUGGUGGUACAUCCAAGGCGCUGAUGAAAAUGCCAAGUUGUGCCAAAUGUUUCGCCUGCCCCGUGAUGCGCAAGUGUAUUACGUGCGGCACGUACUAUUGCGAUGUAAAAUGCCAAACGCAACAUUGGCCAGUACACAAGGAAAACUGCAUGCCGCGCCUCGCUAUAGAUACGGAAGUAGAAAAGGCUAUAUACAUGUCCGCUUAUGAAGUAGAACAGAAGCCACAGCCUUCCACAAAGCCUCUGCAAUCUAAGGCACUACAGACGGCAAAAGCUAAAGAGUGUCCUGGAAACCAGCAGCAACCGGUGGUGGAUUCACAAGUGCAAUCGCCAAAACUGCUCCUUCAACAGUUCAUGCAGGAUGCCCAAAAGUUGCCAAAGAAGCAACAGAAACUGGAACAGAUUCAGCGUAACUCCGCACACCAUAAUAACACGAAUGAUAAUCCGACUAAAGUGCAGACCCAGCCGAAGCACGUUGCUCAAAAGCAACCGCAGGAAGAUGUUCAAAAUCAAUCGACACCGACACCGAAAAGCUUGCUAUCGAAACUACUCGAUGGUAAAAAACUGCGCAAACUUCUGACGAGUUCUUUUCCUGCGGUAGGCAGUGAUGUUAAGAUAGCACAUGUGGCCGAGGAUGCCAUCUAUAUUUAUAAUUCUGGUCCAGGGCCGCAUGGUCAACCAAAUCAGUACUUGAAGACCGUUGAGCGCUGUUUCGUCGGCGGUCGCGCAGUAAAGGAGCAUUUGAGGCAAGCUCCUUUGCCGGAUGACAUCGUGUAUGCCCCAUUGGCUGGUGCAUACUAUCGGGCCGAAGUGAAGUCCAUUCAGUACGACAAGGCGGUUGUGUUCUUUACCGAUUUCGGAAAUACGGACAUAUUGGAAUGGAAGAAUUUCAAAGAGAUAGAAGAUCCAGAAAUUAAAUACGGCGACCGUCUAAUUCACGAGGUGCAAAUCGAAAAUGUGCCCAUACUUACGGAUUCUAUCCGGAAGCAUCUGCAGACGCUUGAAGGUGAAGCGUUUCAGCUCUCUAAGGUAGUAGGAAUGCCGAAUGGCAAGGCGAAGAUUGUGGAACUGCGUCACUCGAAGGAGCUGUACUAUUUGAGCGAAAUGAUACGCAAACUGUCCAAAGAUAAAGAUGCACUUAUAAUGAAACAGACGUCGACACCGAAGGCCUCGCCUCAACAGGUGCCGCCAGAUCCAAACAGUUAUGUUCCAGUGUCAAUGGAUGAAUUAUCUGAAGUGUGCAUUCCGUGCGGCGAUGACGUUGAGCUGAUGAUAAUAGAUGCAGGGGAGGUGUAUGAUUCAAGUCAUCGGUUGGCGGUUAUCGACGUUGCCCAGCAAGAGGCGUUUGCAAAGUUACUAGCUGAAGUGGGCAAAUAUGGCAAAACGGACGGAGACAUAUACUCACCGGAAGAAACACAUCAUCUGUGCCUUGUGCAAUGGGAUGGAAUCUGGUCGCGGGCUGUCCCAUUGGCCAUCGAAUCGAAGGAGGCAUCGAAUCUCUACUGCCUGCUAGACCUGGGUAUUAUGAAGACGGUGGAGUCAACGUACGUUCGUCGAUUCCCGCAUGCCCUCAACCGGAAGUUGUAUGUGGCCGAAUGUAUUGUUGAGAACCCCAAUUUCCUGAGUACAAUGGCAAGCGGUAGCGAUCAGAAUCCGGAUCUGCUUGUUGGGAAAAAGAUCAAGGUGGAAGUCCUCAGUGGCACAUCCCCGGAUGAGGAGCAGCGAAUUCGAGUGAAGUCGGCUCUGUAGAAUUAAUCAGCCUUAUUACUGUUCUGAAAAUUACAUGCAUCAUGUAACAAUAGCAAUAAAUGUGCAUCAUCAAAGCUGCAAAAUUGA